CAGCGCGCCCUUGCGCGCUGAGGGAGGAGUGUGAGCCGCGGGCCGGGAGGCGCAGAAGCUCCGGUAACACGGACUGGGAGGGGGAGAGGAAGGGGCGGGGCAGAGAGUCCUCCAGAGUGCGGGGUCGCGGUCCGGACCCGGAGCGGGAGCCCUAGAGAUGCUCAGCGUCUCUUCUUCUCCCAUCAGGCCCUGCCUGGCGAUGGAGUUUCCGGACCUCGGGGCUCACUGUUCCGAGCCGAGCUGUCAGCGCUUGGAUUUUCUGCCGCUCAAGUGCGACGCCUGCUCGGGCAUCUUCUGUGCAGAUCAUGUGGCCUACGCUCAGCAUCACUGUGGAUCUGCUUACCAAAAGGAUAUCCAAGUACCUGUGUGCCCACUUUGUAAUGUGCCUGUGCCUGUGGCCCGAGGGGAGCCCCCUGACCGUGCGGUGGGAGAGCAUAUUGACCGAGACUGUCGCUCGGAUCCGGCACAGCAAAAACGUAAGAUCUUCACCAAUAAGUGUGAACGCUCUGGCUGUCGGCAGCGGGAAAUGAUGAAACUGACCUGUGAAUGCUGUGGCCGAAACUUCUGCAUCAAGCACCGUCAUCCACUGGACCACGAUUGCUCUGGGGAGGGGCACCUAACCAGCCAGGCAGGACUUGCUGCCAUUUCCAGAGCACAAGGUCUGGCUUCUACUACAAGCACCAUCCCCAGCCCGAGUCGGACUUUGCCUUCAUCUACCUCUCCCAGCAGAGCCACAGCCCAGUCUCCUCCAUGGACAGCUCCUCCAGUGAUUGCUUUGCAGAAUGGCUUGAGUGAGGAUGAGGCUCUGCAGCGAGCCCUGGAACUGUCUCUGGCAGAGACCAAACCCCAGGUUCCAAGUUCUCAGGAGGAAGAGGACUUAGCUUUAGCACAAGCACUGUCAGCCAGUGAGGCAGAGUACCGACGGCAGCAGGCUCAGAGCCGCAGCUUGAAGCCAUCCAACUGCAGCCUGUGCUAGGGCCUUGGGCUUGGGGAGGGAGGCUCAGCUGAGGAGGACUGUGGCCCUCACACCUCCAGGGUCCACCAUGAGAGGGGGCCAGGAGCAGCCUGGAACGAAGAUGAGGAGUGACACGGAGGCCGCCUCCAGGGAGCAUCAGGAACAGCUUGUGGAACCGGGCCUGCAGAAGACCCUGCUGGCCUCUCCAGCUACGUGGGACAGUGGCUGUGAACUGUUCCCUGGUUGGGCCCUUCAGAGGAUGCUGGCCAGGCCCCGCAUCAUGUCAUCCCCCUUACCCUGGGGCUGCCCGCUGCGUAGGGGGAAGGGAGGGGCCUGGAAAGAAUAAAGGAUGUUGCAGUCAAUACAA
Pteropus alecto (black flying fox) is the source of this 1322-nucleotide messenger RNA. It is a transcript of the gene ZFAND2B, whose product is annotated as zinc finger AN1-type containing 2B. Gene Ontology annotation, cellular component: cytoplasm; endoplasmic reticulum. Lineage: Eukaryota; Metazoa; Chordata; Mammalia; Chiroptera; Pteropodidae. Gene Ontology annotation, molecular function: zinc ion binding. Bases 158 to 976 code for a protein of 272 amino acids. The transcript has 9 exons. Gene Ontology annotation, biological process: protein targeting to ER; proteasome-mediated ubiquitin-dependent protein catabolic process. The record is from RefSeq and is a predicted model, not a curated record.